This is a messenger RNA of Anoplopoma fimbria (sablefish), 1072 nucleotides long. It is a transcript of the gene prdx3, whose product is annotated as peroxiredoxin 3. Gene Ontology annotation, biological process: hydrogen peroxide catabolic process; cellular response to stress; response to oxidative stress. The transcript is spliced from 7 exons. Gene Ontology annotation, cellular component: cytosol; mitochondrion. Lineage: Eukaryota; Metazoa; Chordata; Actinopteri; Perciformes; Anoplopomatidae. The record is from RefSeq and is a predicted model, not a curated record. Gene Ontology annotation, molecular function: thioredoxin peroxidase activity. Bases 49 to 795 code for a protein of 248 amino acids.
CGACCACGUGUGUAAAUGACGCAAUAAUCUCCUCUGACAUAAUCCAAAAUGGCGGCCACCAUCGGAAGACUGCUCAGGACCUCUGCAAAUGUUGCAGUGGGAGGAUUAAAAGUCACAGCAGCGAGUCAACGUGGAGCAUCUGGAGCUGCAAGAAUCCUCACUGCUCCGUCACUCCAGAGAACCUGUUUCUCUACCAGCACUUCCAGAUGGAGCCCUGCUGUCACUCAGCCUGCUCCUGCCUUUAAGGCCACAGCUGUCCACAAUGGGGAGUUCAAGGAGAUGAGCCUGGAUGAUUUCAAGGGCAAAUACCUGGUUCUCUUCUUCUAUCCACUGGAUUUCACCUUUGUGUGUCCGACGGAGAUCAUCUCAUUCAGCGACAAGGCCAGUGAGUUCCAUGACAUAAACUGUGAGGUGGUGGGCGUGUCUGUGGACUCUCACUUCACCCACCUAGCAUGGAUCAACACGCCACGCAAGACUGGAGGCUUGGGCCACAUCCACAUCCCCCUACUGUCUGACCUCAACAAGCAGAUCUCUAGAGACUACGGGGUGCUGCUGGAGAAUCCAGGCAUUGCACUUAGGGGCCUGUUUGUCAUUGAUACAAACGGCGUGGUGAGACACAUGAGUGUGAACGACCUUCCAGUAGGUCGUUGUGUAGAAGAGACGCUACGUUUGGUUAAGGCAUUCCAGUUUGUGGAGACCCAUGGUGAGGUGUGUCCGGCCAGCUGGACCCCUGAGUCCCCAACGAUCAAACCAACCCCAGAAGGAUCCAAAGAGUACUUUGAAAAAGUCAACUGAAGAAGAAGUUCACAACUCGUACACCUAAAAAAUAUCUAAACUAUUAGUGUAUUGUUUAUACAUGUAUUUAUUCAGAUACAGUUGAAUAAAUCUAUUCUUUGUAAAUGGAAGCUCUUUGUUUGAUGGAUGUACCAGAUAGUAGUCUAUAUUGUAAGCAGGGCAUCAAAGUAACUGACCUAAAACUGUUUUAUUCAUGGCUGUUUAUUUUCCUGAUGGAUUAACUGAUUUUAAUUGACCUUCUCUUUGACAAUCUGCAUAAAGCAUACGUUGAACUGUC